Molecule: messenger RNA, 987 nt
Organism: Cladophialophora psammophila CBS 110553
Lineage: Eukaryota; Fungi; Ascomycota; Eurotiomycetes; Chaetothyriales; Herpotrichiellaceae
Exons: 1
Coding region: 1-987 (328 amino acids)
Source: RefSeq, a predicted model, not a curated record
AUGGCUGCAGUUACAUGGAAUGGAACACAAGAGGAUCUGUAUCAGAAGAACGAAUCUGUUGUACUACCCUCCUCUUGGAGUGACAUAUACUCACUUUCAGCUUCGACGAAUCUGCUAUGCGUAGCUCAGUAUGGCUUGCGGAAAGCUGAGGUGACUUAUAUGACAGACCAAACCACUGGUACUCGCCAAGUUCAAGUUCAUGAACUUGACCCGACAUUUUUACGAUCAUUGGAAGGUCUCACAUCUGAAACCCUUUCAAACGCAAUUUUGGAUUCGGUAUCCGCAAGCGGGCUGGUUGUUAGCGCUCUAUAUCCCAAUCCAAAUGCUAAUGUUAUCGUUGUCAACGGGCCGAGUGGGUCGGAAGCCGGAUAUUUCCCAACGAACGCAGACGCCUUUUUCACGAUAAUGACCCAACGAUACCCUCCUGUCAACGGGUCCAUCAUGUCGACUUGGUUUGAUCCAGAAUUCCUGCAAAACGCCUCGAGCGAGUUUUUGACCUCUGUCGCUGCUCAGUUUGCUUCCCGGUAUCUAAGAGACACCAAUAACACUGUUCUCGGAACCGCGGAGGUGAUUGAACCGAGAUCGGUAGUGCUAUCAGCUGUCUUCUAUGCUAUUGAGGCAUUAUUGGGGCUUUUUACCCUUGCCGCCCUUGCGCUCGCAUGGCCUGCAUCCAAAAGCGUUACCCCUAUAGAUCCGGAUUCCAUCGGUGGGACGACCGCCUUGCUCUGCUCUGACGGCGAGUUGACUGACCGCUUCCGGGGGACUGGAUCCUACACGCUGUCGGACCUUCGAAGCCACCUGCUGGGCGACGAUCAAGCUAAUAAGCGAAUGGACACCUCUCGGCCACACAACUUUGGAAGGAAAAUUAAAUUCAGAGAUGGCCACAGCGCUGACGAUCGCAAUGCUGGCGGCCUUUCGUAUUCCGACCCUUCCUUCGCGAGAUUAUCUUGGUCGUCCCCCUUCUUGCAAAUGCCGCCUUGGAGGUGA